GGAAACGGGUAUUAGACUCCUAAAAUCUAGUUUGACCAUUUAUUAAUGGUUAGUUCAACAUGGCAGACCAGAGGCAACGUUCGCUGUCUACCUCCGGAGAAUCAUUGUACCAUGUUCUAGGACUGGACAAGAAUGCCACUUCUGAUGAUAUAAAAAAGUCAUACAGGAAACUUGCAUUGAAAUAUCAUCCUGAUAAGAACCCAGAUAAUCCAGAGGCUGCAGAUAAAUUUAAAGAGAUCAACAAUGCACAUGCAAUAUUGACUGAUGCCACAAAACGAAACAUCUAUGAUAAGUAUGGCUCCUUGGGCCUGUAUGUAGCAGAGCAGUUUGGAGAGGAGAAUGUGAACACAUACUUCGUCCUAUCCAGCUGGUGGGCAAAGGCCCUGUUUGUGUUCUGUGGGCUCAUCACAGGCUGCUACUGCUGUUGCUGUCUGUGUUGCUGCUGUAACUGUUGCUGUGGAAAGUGUAAACCUAAACCUCCUGAAGGCAGCGAGCAGGAAUACUAUGUCUCUCCAGAGGACUUGGAGGCACAGUUACAGUCGGACGAAAGGGAGGCCACAGACACACCUAUUGUGAUACAACCAGCAUCAGCCUCAGAGACGACCCAGCUCACAACCGACUCUCACCCCAGCUACCACACUGAUGGAUUUAACUAAUGAUUUAGAAUGGAUAAAUAAAUACAUGGCCAACUCAACACUAGAAUCAUGAACAUUAGAAAUAGCGAAUGGGGAGGGGGAAAAGUUUUGCCACAGUAAGGAGGCAGUCUCCAACCUGCCGAGAAUAUUUUGUAAUCCCUUCAGCCUUUUGUCACCUUCAGUGUCGUAUCUUGAUGAUACAUGAAGUGCUGUAGCAUGCGGUAUUUAAAGCAGUUUAGCUAUGGUCUUAUUUGUUUGUUUUUCCCUUUUUAUAGCAUGUAUGGAGUUAUGUUAAAUGUCUGUUUGUGUUAUGUAUUGAGGAGUUUUCACAAUAAGAGUAUAAUGGAGACAUUCUGCAUUUUAAGCAGUGAUACCAGCCUAAAACAAGAUCUUUUUUAAAGUGAGUGAAAUCAGUCACACACAAGCUGCUCUGCUUCCAUACAGUUGUACUGUGAAGUCCUUAGAGUUCAUCAUUUUUAUGUGAGUGCAACAAAGAUCUUAAGAUCUUUGUUUUUAGGCCUUCCUGUGUCUCCCUGCACCUCUAUCUAAGCAAGUUUACAAUGCAAAGAACCAAAAAAUGCCAACAUUGUAGGGCAGGAAUUCUUUAAUGCUGGUUUUCAGCCUAAAUAAAACUACCCUGGACAUG
Messenger RNA from Emys orbicularis (European pond turtle), 1281 nucleotides. It is a transcript of the gene DNAJC5, whose product is annotated as DnaJ heat shock protein family (Hsp40) member C5. Gene Ontology annotation, cellular component: presynapse; membrane; intracellular membrane-bounded organelle. The transcript has 5 exons. The coding region runs from base 60 to 656 and encodes 198 amino acids. Gene Ontology annotation, biological process: regulation of synaptic vesicle cycle. The record is from RefSeq and is a predicted model, not a curated record. NCBI's taxonomy places the organism in Eukaryota, Metazoa, Chordata, Testudines, Emydidae.